AUGGUGAAUGGAGAAGGCAAGUUAGCAAGUGAAUUUGCAGCAUUGAGGGUAACCGAUCCCUACAGUGCCAAUGGCAGUGAUGGAUUGUUUCAGGUUAUGAGAGCAGUUGAAGCUGCCGAGGCAACGAUCAAACAGCAGGUGGAAGAGAACAAUCGAUUGAGAUCCGAAAUUCAGAAAAAAAAUGAGGAACUUGAGAAAUAUAAAUCAGGUGAUGUCAAAUAUCCAACCUCUCAAUUUUCUGAUCGCUUGGGUGACCAUGAACUGCAUCGAAAUGAUCAUGUAGUUUUAAAUUUGGGAAAUCAUAUAGAUGAAAACCAACGUGAUAGCAUUACAGUCAAUAGAUCUUUGAACAUGACUCAUGGAGCAUCAAAUAAUUUUGGCGUCUCCCAGAUUCUGUCACCAUCCAUCACAUUGUUUACCCCUGCAAGGUACCAGCAAGAAAGCAAUUUUGAUUCAGAGUUCAGAUAUUUGGGAAAGGAUUUGAUUUCAAUGGCUGACAGUAGUUCGAAGCAGGAUAUUGUUGUAAGGAUACGGAAGCAUGAAGAGGAGAUUCUACAGUUGAGAAAGCAUCUUGCAGAAUGUUCAAUAAAGGAAGCACAAUUUAGCAAUGAGAAAUAUGCCCUCGAGAAAAGAAUAUCAUACAUGCGUCUGGCAUUUGAUCAGCAACAGCAGGAUCUCAUUCUGGCUGCUUCUAAAGCAGUUUCCUACAGACAAGACAUAAUGGAGGAGAAUGUUCGUCUAGCGUAUGCAUUGCAGGCUGCUCAACAAAAAAGAACAACAUUCAUAAAUUCUCUAAUGCCUCUUCUUACGGAGUAUUAUCUCCAGCCGCUUGCUUCCAAUGCACAAUCCAUUGUCAGUAAUGUAAAGGUUCUGUUUAGACAUUUGCAGGAACAGCUUCUUGUGACUGAGGGAAAGCUCAAAGAAUCACAGUGCCAGCUAGCACCCUGGCGUUCAGAUGUGAAUCCCUACAACUUCAAGCGGUCUCCAAUUUAUUCUAUUGAGAGCAAAGAUGGGCUGGAACUGGUUUCAGAACAAACAUAUUCUGAUGGAAAUAUACCAACUUUGGAUCCCCAGACAACAAUCUCUGGAGAUAUUCUGGGUCUUCCACAAAGUGGAUUGGACAAUUUGAAGACUUCGGAGCAUGGUGAAUUGGGGAGGCAUCAACCUUUUGCCAGCAGCACCUUACACCAUUCCAAGAGACAAUAA
Messenger RNA from Striga hermonthica, 1206 nucleotides. The record is from the annotation of a GenBank genome assembly. NCBI's taxonomy places the organism in Eukaryota, Viridiplantae, Streptophyta, Magnoliopsida, Lamiales, Orobanchaceae.